This is a messenger RNA of Botrytis fragariae, 534 nucleotides long. RefSeq names its product putative neutrophil cytosol factor 2 protein. Lineage: Eukaryota; Fungi; Ascomycota; Leotiomycetes; Helotiales; Sclerotiniaceae. The record is from RefSeq and is a predicted model, not a curated record. The transcript is spliced from 2 exons. The coding region runs from base 1 to 534 and encodes 177 amino acids.
AUGGUGGGGAGUCAACAAACUGGUGUCGAGGAAACAUCAACCCAGCCUCCUAUGCUAACCCCGUCCGAAUUUAAAGCUUAUAACAGACUAGCAGACCACAUGGAUUUAUUCCAUAACAAUUUCCGCAGGAUGUGGAACGAGAUCUACAGCGCCUGCACCAACAACAAACGCCCCAGCCACCAAUCCAUCCACGAAUUCCUCAACCUCGCCGAAUCUUUCUGUACUCAACUCACCCUCCACCAUGCAAUCGAAGAGCGGCACUUUUUCCCCGAGCUAGCCGCGCGAAUGCCAGAGUUUCGCGAGGAUCUUGUCGGCCAGCACCGUGAGAUUCAUUACGGACUAGACAAAAUGCAUCUAUAUGUGAAGAUGUGUCGCACUGGCGAGACCGAGCUCCAGCUUUCCCAUCUGAAAGCUUUGAUGGAGAGCUUUGGGGAAGUUUUAUGGGCACAUCUGGAUGAUGAGGUUAGAGCUUUGGGGGCGGAGAAUAUGCGGAAAUACUGGAAUUUUCAGGAGAUGGCUGAAUUGUAUCAUUAG